Messenger RNA from Aspergillus niger, 741 nucleotides. RefSeq lists its product as hypothetical. The coding region runs from base 1 to 741 and encodes 246 amino acids. NCBI's taxonomy places the organism in Eukaryota, Fungi, Ascomycota, Eurotiomycetes, Eurotiales, Aspergillaceae. The transcript is spliced from 2 exons. The record is from RefSeq and is a predicted model, not a curated record.
AUGACCUCUUCACACUUCCACACCCCGACGGAAAUACACGCCGCCGCAAUGGCAGUUGGAAACGCACUUGCUCAAUAUGAAACCUACAGUACGCUCUUGUUGGUGGUAGUGUAUGUGGUGGUCUUGGGCUCUACACGGGCAACCCAAGACAUAGACUUUGUCGUGCCAUGGGGCGAAACCUCAAACGCAAGACAGUUGCUGCGUGCCUCUCCCGGUUUCGAAAUUGAAGCAAGAACGAACAACACUACUUACAAGGCCCGAAGACCAGUACAAGUCGAGAUCCUCACCCCACCUCUUUUGUUCAAAGAACCCUUUGACGAGAAUACUGAGGUAAUCUCAAUUGAAGGAGUAAAAGUCUUGAAGCCCGCUUUGCUUCUUAAUGCAAAAUGUGGUUCGAUUACGGGUCGGUCUACGGAAGACAAGAGGAGAACGGAUUCUUUGGACAUUAACUUUCUUCUCAAUUUCUGUGCUCACAAUCCAGAAUACCUUCCAAAGUCUGACGAAGUGCCAAGAGCAACAACGCAACUUGUCCACGUUCUUAUCCAGUUUUACGGAGGUGGAGAGGCUUGGGCCGUUUUGGGAGAAGUUGAACUAUUUUUACGCCUGAUGAUUUCUGAUCGAUGUAUACGAAGCGUCAGUACGGGGUAUGAUGUCCCAUUCUAUUGGCUUGCCUGGUCUAUGUACUAUGCCGUGUCUCGUGCUUGUGCCUUACUGCUCAUGAGUUCUUUUGCGCUUUCCUAG